Danio rerio (zebrafish) is the source of this 998-nucleotide messenger RNA. It is a transcript of the gene jund, whose product is annotated as JunD proto-oncogene, AP-1 transcription factor subunit. Gene Ontology annotation, cellular component: nucleus. Lineage: Eukaryota; Metazoa; Chordata; Actinopteri; Cypriniformes; Danionidae. Gene Ontology annotation, biological process: regulation of DNA-templated transcription. Gene Ontology annotation, molecular function: DNA binding; sequence-specific DNA binding; DNA-binding transcription factor activity. The record is from RefSeq and is marked provisional.
GGAGAAAACAACACCAUAAAAAACAACGACGCCAUAAAUCGCAAGAUAUCAAAACUAAUCUAGGUCAUUUAAAUAAGAAUAGUUUUGUGUUUUCGUCGCGAUGGGUCGCUCGGAGAGCUCGACGCUACACGGCAGGAGAGUGUAGGAUGGGAACACGUCUGCUUCGCAUAAACAAGGAUAUACGCGGAAUACUGAGAACAAUUAUGAUGAAGAAAGAUAUGAGCUUGAACCUGGACGACCAGAACAGCUCGAGUCUGAAGCCGGAUCUGAGGGAUGCUGAGGGAAUACUCAACUCCCCGGAUCUGGGGCUCCUUAAGCUGGCUUCACCAGAGCUGGAGCGGCUGAUUAUUCAGUCCAACGGGAUGGUCACCACCACACCGACCUCCCAGUUCAUCUACCCGAAGUCGGUAAGCGACGAACAGGAGUUCGCGGAGGGUUUCGUCAAAGCGCUGGAGGAUCUCCACAAGCAGAACCAGCUGAACGGCGGACCGUGCGUUCCCCCGACGCUCAACAGACUCGCUAACAGCAGCACCAGCCUCGCCUUAAACGCGGAUCUGCCCGUGUAUACGAACUUGAGCACGUACGGGAGCACCACGGUGAACUAUUCCACAGACACCAUCCCGUUCCCACCGCCGCCGCCCGCGCACCCGAUGUCCGCGCAGCCGCAGCCGCUGAAGGACGAGCCGCAGACGGUACCAGACAUGCAGAGCUUCGGCGACAGCCCGCCGCUCUCCCCCAUCGACAUGGACACGCAGGAGCGCAUCAAAGCCGAGAGGAAGAAGCUCCGGAACCGCAUCGCCGCCUCCAAAUGCCGCAAGCGGAAACUGGAGCGGAUUUCCCGCCUGGAGGACAAAGUGAAGUCCCUGAAGAGCCAGAACACGGAGCUCGCGUCCACCGCCAGCGUGCUGAGGGAGCAGGUGGCGCAGCUGAAGCAGAGAGUCAUGAACCACGUCAAUAACGGCUGCCAGCUCCUGCCGAACACCGUGCAGGCGUACUAA